AAUGAAUUGAACAUUGUAAAUGAAUAAAAUUAUACUAUUAUAUCAGCUAUUAAUGCUGGCAAGUAAAUAAUUAGAAUUAUGUGUAUCUGAUUUUUGUCUAAUUUUUCAUUUCAGUUCACUAUGAGUUCAGGAUUUAUAUCAGAAGCUGAAAUUGCAGAACAGCGAAGAAUACGACAAGAAGAAUGGGAACGUGUACGAACAGCAGAUCAACCAUUAGAAGCUCCAGAAGAACCGUAUGAUCCAAGAUCUUUAUACGAACGAUUACAGGAACAAAAGAAUAAAAGAGAUGCAGAAUAUGAAGAAGCACAUAAGUUGAAAAAUAUGAUAAAAGGUUUAGAUGAUGAUGAGGUGGAAUUUUUGGAUUUGGUGGAUAGAACAAAAUUAGAGGAAGAGCGUAAAAAAAAUCUUGAAGAAGAGAAAGAAAUGCGAGAUUUUAAAGCUGCUGUGGCUUCAUUACAAGAAAAAACCUUGAAUGAAAAGUUAAAACAAGAAUUAAAAAAUCCUCAAAUUGUAAAUAAAAAUAUUUCUUCUGGAAGAUCUUACACGAGGUGUUAAAAGAAAGUUAUCUGAUGAAAGCAAAGAUACAUCAAAAAAAGAAGAUUGUGAAAUAAAUGAACAGAUAGCUGCUGAAUGUGAAUCCAAAGAUGAUACUUUAGAACAUAAAAAUAUAACCAGUGAAACAGGAGGUAUGAAAUGUAUUGGAAUUUUGCCUGGCCUUGGCUCCUACGAAGAUUCUAGCGAUAGCGAAUGCAGUUCAGAUACAGAUCAAGAUCCAGAACCAAGUCAUUCCAAAUACGAUUUAUUAGGUCGAAAAAUAAAACUUUUAAAAGAUAAAGAAAAAAGCUGA
This is a messenger RNA of Heterotrigona itama, 847 nucleotides long. The record is from the annotation of a GenBank genome assembly. NCBI's taxonomy places the organism in Eukaryota, Metazoa, Arthropoda, Insecta, Hymenoptera, Apidae.